Molecule: messenger RNA, 424 nt
Organism: Vicugna pacos (alpaca)
Lineage: Eukaryota; Metazoa; Chordata; Mammalia; Artiodactyla; Camelidae
Source: RefSeq, a predicted model, not a curated record
CGCACCGCCCCGGCCAGCAGCAUGCCUACCCGCCGCCUCGGUCUGCUCGCCGCCGCCCUCCUCCUUGGCCUGCUGCUGGGCCUCCCCCCGGUCACAGAAAAGAAGGGUUCCUGCCCUCAGAUCGACCUUGCCUUCCCCCAGCUGGGCUUCUGUGUGAACAAGUGCCAGGAGGACAGCCAGUGUCCCGGCAAUAUGAAAUGCUGCCUCAAUGGUUGUGGGAAGAUGUCCUGUGUCACACCUGACUUCUGAGCUCCAGCUGCCACAGCCCACAGCGUGAGGAGCAGGGGAAUGGAAGUUUCUGCCUGACCCUGUCUGAUUCCAGCCCAGCUGCCCUCCUCUUUCUGGCCUCUGCACUCCCUCCUGAGCUGACCACAGCUGCUUCUUUUCCCAACCAAUAAAGUGACCGCUUCCAGCACUGGUGGAA